Messenger RNA from Aspergillus candidus, 2778 nucleotides. Its product is annotated as Zn(II)2Cys6 transcription factor. The record is from RefSeq and is a predicted model, not a curated record. Gene Ontology annotation, biological process: DNA-templated transcription; positive regulation of transcription by RNA polymerase II. Gene Ontology annotation, molecular function: zinc ion binding; sequence-specific DNA binding; DNA-binding transcription factor activity, RNA polymerase II-specific. Bases 343 to 2778 code for a protein of 811 amino acids. The transcript is spliced from 3 exons. NCBI's taxonomy places the organism in Eukaryota, Fungi, Ascomycota, Eurotiomycetes, Eurotiales, Aspergillaceae.
GCUAGCCCCCGCUUCCCCGAUCCACAUCGCAUCUUUACCGCGGAAAGUCUGUCGAAUUACCCCAUCGCUGUCAUUUCUAUCGAGUAAUCCCCGACCUAAACUGCCCAGUCUGACGGCUCGAUUGGCUGCUCGGUUCCAGAUUAUAUUCCCCGCAAUCCACUGCAGUUGCGAUCGGGUAAGAACCUGCUGGUUGUGUCUCGGGUGAGAGUGCCGGUAGUCUUCAACGAGGGGUUGCGAUAUCAGUCCAGCUGUAGUCUGUUUGUGACUCAUGUCAUAGUAUUGUAUCCGUUUACAAUAUUGUCAACGGUGACAGUGAUGUUUGUAUAACAUCUAACCAGCAAAAUGGUCGACAUCUCUGCGAAGAGAAGAAAAUUGGAUCCUCCCGACCCAGCCCUAAAUCAGCCAUCAGCCUUUCGCAACGUCUCCUCCUGCCGACGGUGUCGUCUGCGCAAAGGUCGCUGCGAUCAGCGUCUUCCUCGAUGUCGGCCUUGCGAGAAGGUCGGCGCGCGCUGUAUCAGUUAUGAUCCGAUCACGCGCCGCGAGUUUCCGCGCAGCUAUGUCUACUUUCUUGAGACCCGCAUCGCCUAUCUGCAGAGCGUGCUGGUGAGGCAUGAUGUUCCGUUUGAGCCGGAGGCCGCUUUCGACGAGAAACAGAUUGUGAUAACAACGUUGCCGGCUACUGAGGCACAGCCUGUUUUCGAUUCGGAUGCGGAGAACACUUCCAAUAUAGAGCCCAGCGCCGUUGAACAGCCCGUAGACAAGGACAACAACAACAGCCACAGCAGCGGCAACAACAUCUUGCGCAGCGCCACCACCAACACCGACAGCGCCCUCCUCGAGUCCAUCCCUAGCAACCGAGCCCUCUCUCCCACGCGCUCCUCCCUCCCAGACCGCGACCUCGCCGACCGUCUAGUCCAGCUCUACUUCGAGCACGCCAACCCGCAACUCCCCGUGCUUCACCGAGGAGAAUUCACCGACCUAAUAGCCGCAACAUACGCCACGCCGGACACCGCCCGGCCCCAGCGCACUCUCUUCUUCCUCUUCAUCGUCUUCGCCAUCGGCGCCGGCAUCGUCUUCGAAGACCGUCGCGAGGAUGCAAACGAGCGCGCUAAACCAACAAAAAGCCAACCAGAAGCAUACCAUGCGACUGCAAUCUCCCACCUCCACUCAUCUUCCUCAUCAAUUACCGACUUCACCCGCCUCGAAUCCCUCCAAGCCGUCAUCCUCCUCGCGCACUUCGCCCUCCUCCGUCCUGUCGCCCCAGGACCCGCUCACACAGCUGGCCUCGCCCUGCGCACCGCAAUCGACAUGGGUCUGUACAUGGACCGUCACGAUGACCCCCACCCCACUACUUCUAAAGCAGUGGCAAAAUCAGCGAAAUCCACAUGCUGGACGCCCCUCGACCAGCGCCGCCGUCUCUGGUGGUGCGUCUACAGCCUCGACCGACUCAUCGCGCCCUGCACAGGCCGCCCUUUUGGCAUCGCGGACCAGGUCAUCUCCACCGGGUUCCCUGCCAUCCCUGCGGACCAGGCGAUUCGUCAGGCCGGGUGCGUGCCUUGCUCGAAGUAUAUCGCGAGACAUUAUUUUCAGCUGAGGGUGUUGCAGUCGGAGGUGCAUGAGGGGGUGCUGGGGUAUUGUGCGGCUAGGGGGAGGGAUUCUUCUUCCUUUUCUGCUUCUUCUUCUUCUUCUGCUGCUGCAGCUUCUUCUGGUGAUGUAGCUGCUGCUGCUGCCUCGUUUCCGUCUCCACCCACAGGAGAUGAUAGCGAUAGUCACAGGACCAAUGCGGCCCGCUUUUUGAAAAAGCUAGGAGUCCGCUCGUUUAGCGAGUGGGUAGGCAAUGUCCGCACGCGAUUAGACGCCUGGCGGGCGCGCGUACCUGUCGUCAGACGUCCCGGUGCGUGGUUUCCUGCUGCGUUGUUGGAGCUGGACUACUGGUUGACGGUGAAUUUGCUGUACCGGGGGAGUGUGCGCGUGCCGGGGGGGUUGGCUUGGGAUUCAGACUUGGGAUUCGGUUUGGGCUUGGGUGGUCGUCCUAGGGUUGAUGAAAAUGGGGAUGAAAGUGAGGACGAGGGGGAUGAGAAUGUGUCUAUUGAAGUGGCGGAAGCAAGUCAGAAAGUACUCCAGAUAUACCGCAUGAUGCAUCAUGUGCGGCUGGUCAACUAUACUUAUCUGGCGACGCACAGUAUUUUCAUGGCUGGCAGCUUUUUUCUCUUCACAAUAUGGAACUCGCCUCUCGUGCGCAGUCGCCUGACCCUCGACGAAAUAGACUACACUCUCCUGGCAGGAACGUCCGUCCUCACGGAUAUGAUCGACAAAUACCCGCACGCGGAAGCCUGUCGCGAUGCGCUGGCCCGCAUGGGCGUCGCUACCGUGCAGAUGUGUUUGUCGACUGGGGGGUUCCGUACGGAUUCUGUUCAAGAUGAGGGUGGGAAGGCUCCUACGCUCUCGCGGGAGGGACGGUUGUUGAAUGGGGAUGGUGACUCUAGUCGAAGGCAGGUUGGGAGGGACUCUGGUUCAGGGAGUGUGUCGCCUGUUGGGAUGGCGUGUGCUGGUUUGGUUGGUGUGGGACAGGGUGGGGAUGGGCAGGGUGAUGGGGUUAGUCCGUUAAAUUUGGAUUUUCUGGAUUUGGACUUAGACUUGGACGUGGACGUUGAUGUGGACUUGGAUAUGGGCGUGGGUUUCGGGGGUGCUGGGCCUGUGUCUUGGGUUGUGGAUGGAAUGGAGGGGGAGGGUGGUAUAGAGUCAUCGUUAUUGGGUGGUGCUACUUCUAGAGACUGA